This is a messenger RNA of Cyphomyrmex costatus, 1902 nucleotides long. RefSeq lists its product as uncharacterized. NCBI's taxonomy places the organism in Eukaryota, Metazoa, Arthropoda, Insecta, Hymenoptera, Formicidae. Gene Ontology annotation, molecular function: nucleic acid binding; odorant binding; olfactory receptor activity. Gene Ontology annotation, cellular component: plasma membrane. The transcript has 9 exons. The coding region runs from base 1 to 1902 and encodes 633 amino acids. Gene Ontology annotation, biological process: sensory perception of smell; detection of chemical stimulus involved in sensory perception of smell. The record is from RefSeq and is a predicted model, not a curated record.
AUGGCAAAACUUAAUAUCCCCUGGCCGAAUGUGAACAGUGAGAGAGACAUAAUCAAUGCGCUAGUGUGGAAUCGAUGGAUACUACAAAUUAUAGGAAUCUGGCCGCUAGUAUAUUCAAAUACUUCAAUGAUCGAAAAGAUCUUAGCGACAAUAUCAUUCACGUUAUGUUGGUCUGCGCUCAGUUUCCUUUUGAUUCCCAUGACCAUCAUUACACUUUCGAAACACACUCCCAUAAAUGACAAAAUUAAAGUGCUAGGUCCGUUCAGUCACGUAUUCAUCGUGAUGUUGAAAUAUUUCUUCCUGGUGAUUCAUCAUAAGAGCAUCCAGCAAUGCAUUUGCAAUUUGAGUACUGAUUGGCGUACAGUCCAGCAAGAGAAUCAUCGAAAAAUUAUGAUUAAAAACGCAUCAAAAAGCCAUUUAUUAUCCAAGUUUAGUGUAAUAUUCAUGUAUUGCGGAGGCUUGUGGUAUCAAGUCGUAAUGCCGUUUUUGUCGCAUACUAUCAACGAGCAGAAUGUCACUAUCAAACCAAUGCCUUUUGCUGGCUUUGAUAACGUUUUCAACUUCCAUUUUAUGCCAGUUUAUGUGUCUGUCUUAUGCGCGCAAUGGUUCUCCAGCAUCGUACUGUUCAACGUCACUAUAGCAGUAUGUUGCUUAGCAGCUAUGUUCGUAGCUCACAUUUGUGGUCAAAUCGAGAUCGUAAUGGAUCGCGUAGAAAACAUUAUAAAAGAUGUACAACGCAAUCAUAUGAAGCAAUAUAUGGCAAUUAUUGUAAAACACCACGUGCAGACAUUGAGGAGAUUUAAAGAGGAUGAUUUUGAUAUGGGAAAGAUUCUGAAGGAAGGAAAGUGGAUGCCGCAUGCAUUAAGUGCAAAAAAUAAAAAUGAUCGUCUUGAGAAGUGUUUAAAUCUGUACAAUAAACAGCAUAGAAAAUCUUUCUUGUGGAAAAUCGUGACUUGUGAUGAAAAGUGGAUUUUUUAUGAUAACCCUAAAAAGAGAAAACAUUAUGUGGAUCCAGAACCGACUACAUUAACUCACUACAUUAACGCCAAAACGCAACAUCCACAGCAGCAAAGUUAUGUUAUGCAUGUGGAAUGGAAUAACAACGAUAGCAUAGCCAUUUUGACAUAUCUCUUUCUGUUAAUAUCUUUUGUCUUCAACGUUUUCAUGCUUUGUUACAUUGGUGAACAGUUAACGAGUCAGAAUGUCACUAUCAAACCAAUGCCUUUUGCUGGCUUCGAUAACAUUUUCAAUUUCCAUUUUAUGCCUGUUUAUGUGUUUGUCUUAUGCGCGCAAUGGUUCUCCGGUAUCGUACUGUUCAACGUCACUACAGCAGUAUGUUGCUUGGCAGCCAUGUUCGUAGCUCACGCUUGCGGUCAAAUCGAGAUCUUAAUAGAUCGCGUAGAAAACUUUAUAAAAGGUGCACAACGCAAUCAUAUGAAGCAAUAUAUGGCAAUUAUUGUAAAACAUCAUGUGCAGUCAUUGAGAUUUUCGGUCAACAUUGAUAAUAUUUUACGCGAAAUAGGUUUGAUUGAAAUAGUGGGAGCAACGUUAAUUAUAUGCUUGCUGGAAUAUUAUUGCAUCACGGAAUGGAAUAACAACGAUAGCAUAGCCAUUUUGACAUAUUUUUUUCUGUUGGUAUCGUUUGUCUUCAACGUUUUCAUGCUUUGCUACAUUGGUGAACAGUUAACGAGUCAGUGCAGUAAAAUUGGAUAUACUUCGUACAAAAUCGAGUGGUAUCAUUUACCAGGAAAAAUUGCACUCGAUCUUACGUUAAUAAUCAGCAUAUCCCACCAUCCUGUAAAAAUUAGUGCAGGAAAAAUAGUUAGUCUUUCGUUCUCGAGUUUUGGCUCCGUUCUGAAAACUUCAAUUGCGUAUCUAAACUUGCUCCGAAAAUUCGUUUAA